AAGCAUCGGUGGUCUUCAUGGGCUGUGUCGGCUGCAUGAUUUGCUUCGAGGGCAGCUGAAAAUCCGGCCGUCAUGGAACCCAGGCUGCGCAAACAUCGAAAGACGAUGAAAUUCUCCUUACUGUCGGCGGGGCGCCUGGUGGGCCGUCGCUGGCAGGUGUCCAAGCAGCUUCUGGCCGCCUCCCAGUGCUGGAACCGCACUUUGCCGAGCCACGGCUGCGACGUGGUGCUCACGUUCCCACCCGGCACGCCGGCCUCCACCACGGACUGGUUCCAUGACCGGAUCCGCGACAGAGUGCCCCAGCUGGCCAUCAACAUCCGCCACCAUGCACAGUCUGGCUCCGUGGGCUUCUACUUCACGGCUGACUAUGACAGCCUGCUGAGGGGUGCGGAGGAGCUGAAGCUGCGCAAGCUGGUGAAGGAGGAGUUUGGGGGUGGCCACAAGGAGUUCCUGUACGAGGAGCAGGGCUGCUUUGAGGGGGUCCAGGACAGCGAGCAUUUCCUGAGCAGCCAGGAGCGCCAGAGCAUCGUCUUCUACUUCCUCAACAGCCUGCGGGCGCGGGAGGGGGACGUCCUCCAAGGAGUCUACUUCAUGGAGGGACAGUCCAUUGUGCAGCGCUGCCUCUCGGAGAACCUGGUGAGCCAGGUGCUCCCCCUGCACCACACGGGGGACCUGAACCGGCUCAAGAGAGACUGGGUGCUUGCCUUCCUCAAAUUGCAGCCCCUGGAUGACAUCUGCAGCUACUUCGGGGUGAAGAUCGCCAUCUACUUUGCCUGGCUGGGCCACUACACCUGGGCCCUGAUUGUUCCAGCCGUGGCCGGCACCGCGCUCUUUCUCCUCUGCUACUGGAGCACCCAGGCGACUGAGGACCUGUGCUUUGUGCUGUUCUCGCUGCUGAACAUGCUGUGGGCCACCUUGUACCUGGAGUCUUGGAAGCGCUACUCGGCCGAGCUGGCUUACCACUGGGGCACCCUCGAUUCCCAGAGCGAGCUACUCACGGAGCCGAGGCCGCAGUUCACCGGUCCGCCGGGCAGGAGUCCCGUGACGGGGCGCCUGGAACCGAUGUAUCCGAGCUGGAAGCGGAACCUCUUCCGCUACCUGGUGUCAGUGCCCACGGUCACGCUCUGCCUGGUCGUCGUGGUCGCCUCCAUGUUCCUCGUCUUCGAGUUUCAGGCGUGGUGGGACGAGCGGACCCUGAAGCGGCACUGCCCGCUGGCGUCGAGCUUGUCGUUUGUGCCCAAGGUGCUGCUUGCCCUCAUCAUCAACGUCUUGGACACCGUGUACUACCGCAUCGCGCUCUGGCUCAACGACAAAGAGAACUAUAGGCUGGAUGAGGACUACGAGAAUCAGCUCAUAAUCAAAAUAGCGGUGUUCCAGUUCAUCAAUUCUUUUCUGUCGCUCUUCUACAUUGCCUUCUACCUGCAAGACAUGGACAAGCUGCAGGAGCAACUGGCAGCUCUGCUGAUCACCCGUCAGGUGGUGGGCAACAUCAAGGAGAGCGUGAUCCCCUUCCUGACGGAGAGGAUACACCUGGCAUGCCUCGAGGUGAACGCCGCCACGCCCGAACACCGAGCCCACAGGACUAGCCACGAGCCUGAGACCGAGGGCCCCAAGAUGGCGUCGAAGGCACCGGAAGAUGCCAACAAUGGUGACGGCACACCCAGGCGCAAGCCCAGGCUGACGCAGGCGGAAGUGGAGUGUGCUAUGUACAAGUACGAGGGCACCUUCGAGGACUACCUGGAGAUGUUCAUCCAGUUCGGCUACGUGGUGCUCUUCUCGUCGGCCUUCCCCCUGGCCGCCCUCUGUGCCCUGCUCAACAACGUGGUGGAGGUGCGCAGCGACGCCUUCAAGCUCUGCAUGAUCUUCCAGCGGCCCUUUGGACAGAGCGCCGAGAACAUCGGCACCUGGCAGGCCGCCAUGGAGGUGAUGGGCGUGCUGGCCGUGAUGGUGAACUGCGCCCUCAUCGGCAUGUCCGGGCAGAUCCACCGCCUAUUCCCGUCUCUCACCACUACAGGCACCGUGCUGCUCAUCGUCGGGCUCGAGCACGUGAUGCUGUUCCUCAAGUUUGCCAUUGCCCAGGCCAUCCCAGACAUCCCUCAGUGGGUGGCCACCGAGAUGGCCAAAGUGGAGUACCACCGCAGGGAGGCAGCCAAGCUACAGAGCGCGACGCUGUGGAAGAUGGACAAGCGUACGUCGACAGUAGGGCUCGGGGUCGAAGAGCAAGUGGCCGCCGCCUGCCAGACGUCGCCCACCAUGUCGCAGAUGGCGUCGCCCACCGUCGAGGAGACGGACAACGUGGAACUGCCCUCGCCAACUUUGAAAGACGGUCUUGGCCUGGUCCGGCAACCGAGCGACGCCGUCGAAGACGACGAGCAAGCACCAUCGUCGUCUUCGGUAAGAAAGGCUCGGUCUUCGUCGCUCUCCGACUGGGCCAACCGUCUGCUCCGUCUGCGCGGUCGCUCGAUGGAAUCGGACGGUCUUCCCAGGCGCCGACGUCAUGUGAGUGGAUCCCCACAACCGCACUGAACGGAACGUCGGGCAUCGGAAUGUUUUUACCAAUUUAUGCAGCUAUGCCGGCAUCGUGUUGGGGCUGGGACAUAUGUCUCGGGUUAAAAUUGGUGUUGUUUCGGCAUCACAUCGGCACCCUCCGGUGUAGUGCCUGGGUUAAGGUGUAUGUGUGGGUCAAGACCAGCGUUGUGUCACCAUCACAUCCGCACCUGCCGAUGUCGGGCCAGGGUUGUGUAUAUGUUUGGGUUUAAGACCAGAAAUGUCGGCGUCACAUUGGCACUUGCCGUAGUUGUGCUGAGGUUUGGGUGUAUGUUUGGGUGCAAGACUGGCAUUGUGUCAGUCUCACAUUUGCACCCGCUGGGGCUGUGGUGCAAGAAGCGUUGCAUCGGCCUCACAUUGGCACACACCAGCAUUGCGCUGGGUUUGGGGAGUAUGGUUGGGGGUAAGACCGGCAUUGUGUGAGCUUCACACUGGCAGCCGCCGGUG
Messenger RNA from Ixodes scapularis (black-legged tick), 2994 nucleotides. RefSeq names its product anoctamin-8. The record is from RefSeq and is a predicted model, not a curated record. The transcript has 16 exons. Lineage: Eukaryota; Metazoa; Arthropoda; Arachnida; Ixodida; Ixodidae. Gene Ontology annotation, cellular component: plasma membrane. Gene Ontology annotation, molecular function: chloride channel activity. The coding region runs from base 73 to 2526 and encodes 817 amino acids. Gene Ontology annotation, biological process: chloride transmembrane transport.